This is a messenger RNA of Maylandia zebra (zebra mbuna), 3921 nucleotides long. Lineage: Eukaryota; Metazoa; Chordata; Actinopteri; Cichliformes; Cichlidae. The record is from RefSeq and is a predicted model, not a curated record.
UGAAAACGGCUACGUUUGUUUUUUUCUUUUUGUCACAACCGGUUUACAUUAAGUUCCGGGUUUUGACUGGACAGUUCUUUCUCUAAGCUCUCUCAGAUUUGCCUUCAACUGCUUUUACAAAAUGUCAGAAAUCUCUGAAAUCGAUGAAGGAUUCUACUCCCGACAACUUUAUGUUCUGGGCCACGAGGCGAUGCACCGAAUGGGCUCAGCCAAGGUCCUCAUAGCAGGAAUGAAAGGUCUGGGAGUAGAAAUAGCCAAGAAUGUGGUCCUGUCCGGAGUUAAACAUGUCACUGUCCAGGACGAAGGAAUGACAACAUGGAGCGACCUGUCAUCUCAGUUUUUCCUGAAGGAGUCUCAUCUUGGUCAGAACCGGGCUGCAUGCUCGGUACAACAGUUGGCAGUUUUAAACCCGCAUGUGGUUGUGGAACAAUAUACUGGACCACUAGAUGAAAACCUUCUUCUGCAAUAUCAGGUAGUGGUCCUCACUGACUCCUCAUUGGAGGAUCAGAAGCGUUUUGGGGAGCUGUGUCAUUCACAUGGAAUUAAGUUCAUUGUAGCAGACACCAAGGGGCUCUGUGGUCAGCUGUUCUGUGACUUUGGGGAGAAAUUUGAGGUCUUGGACCGGGAUGGAGAGAUGCCUGCAUCAGUGAUGAUACAAUCUAUUUCUAAGGAUAAUCCUGGAGUGGUGAUCUGCACAGAUGACCAGAAGCACGGACUCUCAGAUGGUGAUAACGUUAUUUUUUCUGAAGUGCAAGGCAUGACAGAACUAAACAAUAUGGCCCCCGUGGGAAUUAAAGUCCGGGGCCCGUAUUCCUUCAGCAUUGGUGACACUUCAGCCUUUUCUGAGUAUGAACGGGGUGGAGUGGUGAAUGAGGCUAAACAGCCAGUCCUGCUACAUUUUAAACCACUGAGUGAGGCUUUACAGGACCAUGAUCUGCUGGUAAUGAACGACUAUGGAAAAAUAUCUCGGCAUCAGACCCUGCACUUGGCUUUCCAAGCACUCCAUAGCUUUGUGAAGAAAGAAAAGCGACUCCCUGGUCUCUGGUCCCAGUCCGAUGCGGAUUACCUGCUAACCAUAGUGAGAGAGCUAAAUGAAGUCGCACAACUGGAAGAGCUAGAUGAGGUCACAGUACAAAGCCUGUCAUACACAGCCCAGGGCGAUUUGGCUCCCAUCAAUGCUUUCAUAGGAGGCUUGGCUGCUCAGGAAGUCAUUAAGGCAUGCAGUAGGAAAUUCACACCUCUUCAGCAGUGGCUAUAUUUUGAUGCACUGGAGUGCCUGCCUGAGGAUCAGCCGACAGAAUGCUCAUUUGCGAUGAACGGCACAAGGUAUGAUGGACAGAUUGCUGUGUUUGGCUCCGCGUUCCAGGAGAAGCUUCAACGGCAGAAGUAUUUCCUGGUGAGGACUGAUUUGACAUUUGUCCAACAGAGGGCACACUCUGCACUGUUGGAGCUGGUGCUAUCGGCUGUGAGCUUUAAAAACUUUGCCCUUAUGGGGCUUGGUGCAGGAGAUGAUGGACACAUCACCAUAACAGACAUGGACUCAAUAGAAAGAUCCAACUUGAACCGCCAAUUCCUGUUCAGGACUCAUGAUGUCGGGAAACCUAAAUCAAAAGUUGCAGCCAGAGCUGCGUGUGACAUAAACCCACAGAUGAGAAUCACAGCGCACCAGAAUCGCCUUGAUGCUGACAGUGAAGGAGUGUACAACUACUGCUUCUUCAUGGGCCUCAAUGGAGUGGCUGCAGCCCUUGACAACGUGGAAGCCAGGGUCUAUCUCGAUGGACGCUGUGUGCAACACCAGAAGCCAAUGCUGGAGGGGGGCACUCUAGGGACCAAAGGUCACACCCUGGUGGUGGUUCCUCACCUGACGGAGUCUUAUGGACCGGCUAAAUCAAGUUCUAGCAAUGCUAUCCCGCUGUGUACUCUCAAGAACUUCCCCCACCGCAUUGAGCACACAUUGCAGUGGGCGAGGGACCAGUUUGAAGGACUGUUCAAACAGACACCUGAAAAUGUAAAUUUCUUCUUGAGGGAUACGGCAUUUAUUAAGCGAACUCUAGAUCUUGGUGACACUGAGGCCUUGGAGAUUCUCGGAGGAGUGUGGAGCAGCCUGCAUGACACGGAAGCUGGAGGACAGCGUCCAAAGUCCUGGGAAGACUGUGUGCGCUGGGCACGUUGCAAGUGGGAGACCCUGUUUAACAACGAAAUCCGUCAGCUUCUGCACUGUUUCCCUCCCGAUGAGAAGACCACUCAUGGCUUGCCGUUCUGGUCUGGAUCCAAGAGAUGCCCUCACCCCCUGACGUUUGAUCCUAGCAUUACUACUCAUAUUGAGUACGUGAUGGCUGGAGCUAAUCUGUAUGGGCAAAUCUAUGGGAUCAAAGGGACAAGGGACUUGACCUCCAUCAGAGGAAUCUUAGAAAAUGUCCGUGUGCCAGCUUUCACUCCCAAGUCCUCCGUGAAGAUUCAUGUUACUGACAAGGAGAUGGAGGAGGAGAAAACACGUGAAUGCGAUGAUGCGGAAAAGGUCAGACUUGAGGAGUUGAAAGGAAAGUUGGCCUCGCCCUCUCUGAAGAGCUCAGCUCAGAUGUACCCUAUCGACUUUGAGAAGGAUGAUGACAGCAAUUUCCACAUGGACUACAUUGUUGCUGCAUCUAACCUGAGAGCAGAAAACUAUGACAUCCCUGCAGCUGAUCGUCACAAGAGUAAGCGCAUUGCCGGAAGGAUCAUCCCUGCCAUAGCCACCACGACAGCCGCGGUGGCAGGCCUCAUGUGCCUGGAGCUGUAUAAGCUGGUUCAGGGUCACCAAAAGAUCAGCUCUUACCGCACGGCUUACAUCAACCUGGCCGUCCAGUACUUUGUCAUGUCCCAGCCGAGCCGGCCUCAGCAGUUUGAAGUUGCAGGAAAGAAAUUCAGCCUGUGGGAUGACUUCCUCGUUGAGGGCAGAAGAAGUGGUCAGCAGGAAAUGACCUUGGAGGAUCUGUUCCAGUGUAUCAGGGAAAAGUGCAACUUGAAUGUCUGCAGUCUUUUCUAUGGGAAUUCUGUCUUAUUCAAUGGACACAAAGAGAGGCUGAAGAAGAGGGUGUCUGAUGUAGUGAAGGAGGUAACAAAGGAAGACAUCCCUCCACAUAAGAAGAUGCUGGAAUUAAUCCCGUCAUUUUCUGAAGACGAGGACUGCGAGUCAGUCCCAACGAUCAGAUACCUUUACUUGUGAUACCAUCGGCACAGUUUCAGUAAAUAUGAGUUUCAUGGAUCUGCUGCUGUGUAACAAGGGGACUUCUCAGGAUCUAACAUUUAAAAAUGAACAGAUUUUAUUACCCGAGCUUGAUAUUUGAAUGAUUUUCUUCUACGUUUUUAUUCCUCGUGUUUUUAAAUUAUUGAAAUGGCAUGAUUUUUGUUAGACUGCAUUCUUUGUUGUGUUAAUGAUCUAUGUUUAAAAAACACUGAUAUAUCGAUUUAUAAAUCAUUUUACGGAAAAUGAGGAAUCUUGGCAAACUGCACUCUUUUACCUAAAGUUUUGAGAAGUUGUGAAGUUGCAAAGACAUACAUGAUAGAUCUCGCACUACUGGGCCAGUGUUGGUAAUUUGGCUUAAGUUAAGGUCAUGCUGUGCACAGUGUUUAUGGAUACGGAAGAUAUACUGCCAUAUGUUCAGAGUGGAGAAGCCAAAGUCAUUUAGCAGGAUUUCAUCUGUCCUCAGCAUGCUUCUGUACAUUCCCCGCCCCUUUCUGCAGCCUCAAUGUUUCACUCCACACCCUCGCAUUAACAGGCUGACAUUAUUAGCACGCUCUUGAUGCUCUUGUCUGAAUUUGAUUUAUAUAAAGUGAAUCAGCUCUGUAAUUUUCUCUGCAACUACUUAAUAUAUGUCUUCAACUUUACCUUGUAAUUUGCAUGAUGAUGCAAUUUGCGAUUACAUUCAGUUGGAACAAUAA